AUGCAUUAUGAUGUGUAUGUGGUCACUGGUGGUAUUUAUAGAGACCGGGGAGUUGUUUCAGGCAAUGAUUUUGUUAAGAAAGCCUCCGUGGUGUGUGCAUUCGUGAUGAUCCUAAUGUGUUUAUGCGGUGCCGUUGGUAAUUCACUAUCACUAUAUAUCUAUUGGGGACCGUCAUUUCGGAAUCGUUCAAUCAACUUGUUGCUAGCCGCCUUAAGUGCCUCUGAUCUAUUCUUGUGCAUUCUCGCCAUUCCCGUCUUCUCAAUCACCCAAAUUCAGGUCUAUUGUCCUGGGCUAUCGCACUAUCUUUCUGGGCACAUUCUCUUAUUCGCUUAUCCAGUAACGGUGAUGCUACAGAGUAUGUCCGUUUGGUUAUUGGUCAGCAUCACAAUUGAUCGCUAUUUAGCCGUCUGUCAUCCAUUCCAAGUGCGAAUGUACUGUACAAAGUCUCGUGCUGCAGUGACCAUUUUGUUGAUAGUGCUAUUUUCAAUCGCUUACAAUUUUGUGCGAUUCUGGGAGUUCACACUCUCAGAAUCCUCUGAGUUAGCCACGUUUGAGGAGUCAAUUGUGCCACUGCUACGAGGCGAUCAUCUAUUCAUGUUGCUCUAUCAAAAUAUCGCCACACUGAUCACACAGUUCUUCUUGCCUCUUUCAGUGUUGGGUCUUCUCAACUUACAGGCAAGUUCUAAUUCUCAGAUCAGCAUGAUUUGUGUUGCCAGGACUAUGUUAGAGGCCGGUGUUCAACGG
This is a messenger RNA of Anisakis simplex (herring worm), 744 nucleotides long. NCBI's taxonomy places the organism in Eukaryota, Metazoa, Nematoda, Chromadorea, Rhabditida, Anisakidae. The record is from the annotation of a GenBank genome assembly.